AUGGCGGCUCGGGAGCGCGGUGUGAUGAUGGCGGCCUCGGAGCGCAGGCUCCCGAGUCCCGAGGCGUUCGUGGGCCAGUCCUGGAGCAACUGGAUCGAGCGGGCCGAGGCGCUGCGGUUGUCGGACGAAUCGGAGGAUAGUGGCAAGGAUGUGAGAAAGAAGUUUGAAACAAUGAGGCUCAUUAGAGAAGAUAUGCCAAUCUUUGGUCACUGUCCAGCCCAUGAUGAGUUCUUCCUCGUGGUGUGUAACCAGUGCGGACAGGUAGUUAAACCUCAGGCAUUCCAGAUGCACUGUGAGAGAAGACAUGGGUCUCUGAACAAAUUGUCAGCACGAAGAGCUCCUGCCUUGAACUCCCCAAGCUCCAUUGUCCUACAGAAAUCGCGAUACAACAGUGUCCAAACUGCAGUUACCUCUAACCAUGGCACCAGUUCCUCCAAGGAGAAACUACAGAGCCCUGGUAACAAGGUGCUACAGUUAGAAGUGCCUUCAAAGGGACCAAAAGAAAAUCUGUGCUUGUUUGUUCCUGUGGUGAACCUGGAAAAGAUCCCAACUCUCAGAAAGGCAGACAACUCCUGCAUCAAACUGAGCUCCAAGCUUCCUGCCAUUUCCCUGUCCCCUCCCGACCCCACCUUGCCAUCUGCCAAACCCACUCCGGCCACUGUCCUUGAUCCCGCGACAAAGACUAUGGCAGCGAGCGCAAUCCCAAAGGUGGCCGACCCUCUACUGUCAGUCCCGGUGGUUCAGAACGGUAAAGGGGAGAGGUCACCCAUGUUGGAGGAGCCAACACUAAGUAACAGGAGAAGCAGCCAUAAAAUCCACAGAAGAACAACAGAGAAAGAAAGUGACCUCAAUAAACACUGCGGAGUCAUGGACCCAGACACCAAGAAACACUGCACACGUUCGCUCACUUGUAAGACGCACUCGCUGACUCAGAGAAGGAGUGUGCCCGGGCGCCGGCUUGCCUUUGACGAAUUGCUGGCAGAACAUCGGGCAAGCCUGAAGAAUAAGGAAACAGUUAAAGAGAGAAAGCAACAGGCCAAGGAGACAGCACCACUCUCUCCUGUGCAGGAGACAACUCCUGGUUCGGUGAUGCUGGGUGUCUCUCCGAACCGGCCAAAGGUUGCCAGCUGCUCCAGUUCAAGGGUUUCUUUGGAAAGUGAGCUGACUGAUGAUGAGACACCCCCAGCUGAUCCUGUACCACAUCCAGAGCUCCCCUACCCUUUGUUCAGGUUUGAGAUAAACAGCCGGCUAUCGAGCGAGGAGAGUGACGGAGAAAUGACAGAGGAAUCUGAGAAGCCAGAUUGUCACUAUUCGCGAUUGCACCCGAAGCCUCUGGCAUUUUGCACUUUUGGAAGCCGAAUGAUUAGUCGGGGCUGCUACGUCUUCAACAGGCGCUUGGAUCACUUCCGCUCAGUCCUCAAUUCCAUGGUGGAAAGGCACCUGAAUUCUCAGAUGUGGAGGAAGAUUCCUCCGGCCACGGAAACACAGAGAACGCCACUCCUUCCGCCUCCUGCCCCCUCGCCACUCUCGCUGCGGUCUGUGUCGUCUCUUUCAGUAACUUCAUCUUUGUCUUCUUCCAUGGGCAUGGAACUGAAGCCUGUACCCUCGCCUGCCAGCCUUGCUGAAGCUCGAGCCCCAGCAGACCCGCCCUCCGCCUGCUGCUGCUCUCUUCCUCCGGCGACCCCCCCGACCCCAACCCCUUCCCCAUCUUCAGGGAGGGCGCCCUGGGCAAAGACCGGUCGGGCACCUGGAUUCCACCAAGACCCGCGUCCCACUGGCGAGACAUCACCGGGCAAACGGAAGAAACCAGCGGCCUCCUCCUCUGACCUGCUCCCUUCCUCGGACCCCCCCAUCAAAAGAAACUGCGUAUUGAGUCUGGACAGGAUAAGCGCCCCCCUUCCUGGUGGGACAGCCUCCUGCCCUCCCACCUCGAAUACCUCUUCACACAAUGCUAACAACGGACUCAAUGCCCAUGGACCCAAAGCAGGACGCUCAGGACAAACUGGAAUUCUGAGCCUUUCAGGGAACUCCCUCAAAGGGACUAGCAGGACGGUGGAACACUUUGGUCCCAAGAGGGAUGCCCGCCUCUGCGAGGCACGUCGGCUGGGGGCCCACAACCCUUCAUCCCCACCACCGACCGUCAACUCCCCCGCACGGACCGAGGGCAGGAAACGGAAGAAUGCACCCUCCUGUUCAAAACCCACUAAAAUAGCCAAGGCCCCUGAAGUCAACUGUGUUCAAAGGAAGAGGGAAGAGAGCCUGGCAACAACUCGACCUCACAGCAACUCACACACGCACAAGACAAAAGUGCGCCCCUGAGAGUGAGCCUGGCCUAGCUCUGAGGAGAUAUGGAGCCUGGAAUCUUCCGUCCAUCAGUUUCCACCUCUAGCCCUUCUCUCACACAAAACGGACACAGUCAAAGUUGUUGAGACCUCAGUUGUACCACAGGCUGUUUAUGCACAAAUCAAAGCAGGCACUCCCACUAGCCGCCUUAUUCGGUAUGAACUAUUUUGUCGAGCUCCGUGUCUGUAGCAGGAGUCACUGCGCUCAUCAUUCAUUUGCUUUGUUUGUUCCUUACUUCCGAUUACUCUGCUCUAAGGUAACGCCUUCUUGUUUUCUUGACAUGGCAACCUUGCUGUGCACCGAUAUGAAAGGGAGCAGUUUACAAACGUGUGCAAAAUCACAGGUGAGACACACACCGAAUGAUUUUGCCUUAAAGCAGUGGAGAAUGACAGGGAGCCUUCCCACCACAUCUUCGAUCUGUGCUCCCGGCAGGCGGGUGGUCUCCUCGUGGCAUCAUGCUUUUCCUGCACCCAUCCUUUCCGAAAGGCACUGACUCGCAUCGGGGUUCAGUCCCACAGGUGCCGGACACCCGCUGGGUACCAUCCUCUGGGAGCCAUUCUUUUCAAGUGAGCCUAGGUAUUUCACAGCCAUGGUCACAAGCAAGAGCCCAACCAGUGUCCACUGCAAUGAGAUCAUCACUACAUCCCUCUUGUUACCCUAGUGGCCACAUUGGACGUUGUCCAUUACCCACAUUAAGCAGUCAGGUAGAGGAAGGAAGCAUAAGAGAGAUAGACGAUGGUUUCACAGCUUGAAGUUCUUACCGAAUUAAUGAUCAGAAAACUUGAACGAUUCAGUCACAAACCUAAAGGGGAGACGAAAGAUGACACUUCCACAGGAGCUGGAGAUGAAUGGGUUUUUUUCUCUUGAGCAUGUUACGUCAUCAGAAACCAGUGCUGACAUGAUUUCCCAGAACGCGGUUCCAGCAAAGGAGGCAGAUUUGGAAAAUCGCUUCUUGCACGUGCAGCCAUGACAAUCUGAGAUAGAACACACCAAGGCAAGGCACAGUUUGAUUUCUGGUGACAUGUAAUCAGUAAUUUUUUGCCAUUUAAGCCUGGUUGCAAAGAAUACCUUGGCUUGCCUCUCUGCCACCUGGCGAUGGUGUCACCACGGGUGACCCCCAGUGUUUGCUAAAGGUCUGGAAGCAUAAUGGCAUUUUAUUAACUUUCUAUCCCCUCCCCCCUCACUACAGCUUUCCCGCUCCUGAAGGUGCUAACUCGGUCAUAACCCUCCCCACCCAAGUACCAGUUGGCACUGCCCUCUGGUUCUUUGCUCAAGUGCAUUACCUAAGAUUGUGGAUUGGCUCCUAAUGGUCUGUAUGGCUCAGUACUAGAUCAAGCUGCACACAAACUGUUGAAGCAUUGGGCGAGCAGCUUUGAAAUAGCAUUCUGCUCUCUCUCCGACCCUGACAGAUGGGAGCUAAGCCAAAUUCACAUUUUAAGGAUAAAAACAACUCUGCCAGUGUCCUACACCCAAUUGCACACACCUCCUUUAGUGACCAUUGCACAGAGCUGGAGCCUAACCCAGCAGGAAAGGAAAGAAAAAUUUACGAUGUCCUCUGCAGAAUCAUUCAGCAUGAAGAGUAUGUUACAAAAAAGAGCAGUUUUAAAUAGCAGACCGCAGAAGUUCACAGAUGGGGAAUUUAUAUUUAAAGAGAGGAACACUUUGCAGGUCUCAGAAAGCUUCCAGUCUCUCUGAGCAGAUUCCUGGAGUGUUCAAAGUCUGACAAGCUCACUGUGUGACCCGGGUCUUCAAUCAAACUUACUUUUGUUUUUUUCCAACUGAAUUAUUCUCAAACCAAAUCAUUCCUUACUCCACGAUAAGCGAAGUAGAAGCUUCAGACAGUUCGCUGGUGCUCCAAACUCCUCGUUAGGAGCAGAAGAGGUUCAACAAUCUUCUAAUUUCAUUCAGUUAUUUCAGUAUUUAUGUUUCUGCUUAAUUGGUUUUAUCAUCCUUUUUGAGAAUUGAGUGACUUUGUUUUUAUUUCUUCAUAACAUUUUUUCAUUGUAUUACUAUAUAUAUUUUUUAAAGUUCUGUAUUUUUUUAUAUAUAUGAUUUUUCUGUACAUUUCUCACAAUCGGCGCUGUGAAUCAAUAACCGAGGGACUGUGCUGAGCUGCCAAGCGUCUCUCCUGGUAGUGAUUUUAUUUUUUUCCCUGGAAAAUAUUUGAAAUCUUGAGUUAAAAAGAGGAAAAACAUUAACUGCGCAAUGUUGUUGUUCUCUCUGUCAGUGACUGGAAGGAUUAAGUCCCAGAUACACAUGGAAAUCUGCUGUGUUACAAUCAGUCACCUAAACUGAGAGGGCAUUUUUCGCUGCAAUAGUUCCAUUUCUGUGGCCACAAGCUGGGAGCUUGUGCCCAGUUUGGACCAGUUCUGGGACACACUCAGUCAUGUUCAGUUUAACCUACAACGCCGCACGGCAAAUUUGACUCUUUCAACUUGGGAAUGAUAUAGCAGCAACAUGGGCCAUUCAGUCCAUCAUGCCUGUGCCAGCUCUGUGAAGGACCUCUUCCAUUAGUCCACUCCCCUCUGCCCUUUUCCCAUAGCCUUUUCCUUUUCAAUUAUAUAUCCUACGGGAAAUGAACUUGGAGACUGAGUGAAAUCAGGUGUCAAUCUAAUGACAUCAGCUUCCCACCAGGCAAGAUGAGUUCAAGUUACUUCCAACCUAUAAUUUUGCCAUUGAAGAUUUUUUUGUGCAUUGAUGGCAUGUUUAAUGCUGGAGAAUGGAACCUCUUAGUAUUGAGCACCAGUUGUCAUCAUUAUCAAGCACUCCUAGACUAGGGCACAUUGUGCCUUAUUCAAUGACCACCUGUGCAAGAUCUAAACUUAGCCAAGGUUGCACUGCUUGAUCCAAUCCUGCGCCAGGUCUUGUUCGCUCACUAUCCCUGACAUUGGCAGCCUCCACAGGCUCCUUGACCUGCAAUGCACUGAGUUUCCUUCUUUAUGAAUCCCUUCCAAUUCCCAUCCCUGGACUUGCCUCUCCCUGCCUUUGCAUCUUUCCUGAAUCCUAUAUCUCUGUUUACACACUUUGGUCCUUAGAUCUGGCCUUGACUGCAUUUAUCCCUCCCACCCCCAUGCUGCCGCAAGUCCUCUGUGUCUUCCCUAUACUUCACAUCCCACCCUUUACAUGCUACUUCCCUCCCCUCAAUUAAAAGUCUCCACAGAAUCUAUCCAGUUGUGCUUUCAGUUCCUGCCCCCAACUGUCCAACUAUGAUUUGGCAUCCAUUUCUUCGUGAAGCAUCUUAGUACCUGUACCUUAAGAACACUGUAUAAAU
Messenger RNA from Carcharodon carcharias (great white shark), 5614 nucleotides. Its product is annotated as ataxin-7-like protein 1. The record is from RefSeq and is a predicted model, not a curated record. NCBI's taxonomy places the organism in Eukaryota, Metazoa, Chordata, Chondrichthyes, Lamniformes, Lamnidae.